AUGGUUUCCACAAGCGACGCCUGGGUUUCUUUGGAUUUCCUGGUACUUGACGUGCCAGAAGAAGCUAAGUAUUCGCAGGUGCAGAGCUUCUAUGAAGGCGAAGUAAUCUUUAUAACAGGUGCGACUGGAUUCGUUGGACAGGCUCUCCUUGAGAAAUUGCUGCGAUCAUGCCCAGGCAUCAGGCGGAUUUACCUGUUGAUCCGCCCAUAUAAAAACGAGAGUCCAGCAGGAAGGCUUGAAUUUCUUGUAAAGUCAGAGUGCUUCAAGCGGUUGAAUCAAGAAUAUCCAGAGAGCUUGAACAAGGUUGUGGCCGUCGAAGGCAACCUCACAGAGGAAAAUUUGGGCCUGAAGUCCAGCGACUACAAACGCCUCGCUUCAGAGGUGUCCAUUGUUUUUCACAGCGCUGCAACCAUCAGAUUCAACGACACCUUAAGAAACGCUGUGAUGAUCAACAUGGAAGGCACAAAAAGUGUUGUGGACCUUUGCCAUAAGCUAGAUAAACUGAAGGCCAUUGUGCACGUCUCAACAGCAUUCGUCAACUGCGACCAUUACACGCUGGAGGAGCGACUGUACCCACCAACGGUAAAGCCGGAUGACAUUAUCACGUUAAGAAAAACAAUGAACGAGGUUGAUCUCGUGAAACUAACCCCUGAGCUGCUGGGAGCCAAACCGAACACUUACAUCUUCACCAAGCAUCUUGCUGAGUGGAUCGUUGCAGAACACGGCCGAGACCUUCCCUUUGUCAUCGUUCGACCCUCCAUCGUGUCUGGUUCGUGGAGAGAACCAGUUCCGGGCGGUACAGGUGUGGUAACAACCAUCGUGGGAAACAAAAGUGCAGUCAUGGACAUCAUUCCGGUAGACGUCGUGGUCAAUGCACUCAUCGUCGCAGCUUGUCAAGCGCCGAAACGAGAAAGAAGCACGUCCCAAGCGCUAUUCGGGCAGGAUCCCCCGGUGUACAACUGCGCAAGUGGCACCAUCAACAAGAUCCUGUACAGCGAAGUUGCGCACCUUACCACCAAAAUGGGGCGGAGGCACUUUCCGAAAACACUCUGUGGUCGUCCAGGAUUGGACAUGACGAUGAGCCGAUCCUACCAAGCCGUCGCCGUCUUUGUCUUCAACUAUAUUCCGGCCCUGUUUUCUGACCUCGUGCGGCCAAAGAAAGACCAGAAUAUAAGGUUGGCAUUCUAUUCAUUCAGCAUAUUUUUAAUCUAG
Molecule: messenger RNA, 1212 nt
Organism: Ixodes scapularis (black-legged tick)
Lineage: Eukaryota; Metazoa; Arthropoda; Arachnida; Ixodida; Ixodidae
Product: putative fatty acyl-CoA reductase CG5065
Exons: 9
Coding region: 1-1212 (403 amino acids)
Biological process (GO): long-chain fatty-acyl-CoA metabolic process
Cellular component (GO): peroxisome
Molecular function (GO): alcohol-forming very long-chain fatty acyl-CoA reductase (NADP+) activity
Source: RefSeq, a predicted model, not a curated record